Molecule: messenger RNA, 1105 nt
Organism: Ambispora gerdemannii
Lineage: Eukaryota; Fungi; Glomeromycota; Glomeromycetes; Archaeosporales; Ambisporaceae
Source: the annotation of a GenBank genome assembly
AUGGCAUGGGCAUUAGCAAAACUAAAACUAAGCAUAGCAGAACCAGUUUUAUUUUUUCGUGGUACAAAAGAAGAAGCGAAUGGAUGUUUUCUACGGGGAGAUUUAAUGCUGAAUCUUGGUAAACCGACGAAAUUCAAAAAGAUUGAGAUGUCAUUUGAUGGAUUGGCAGAGAUUAGAAUACCAGAAGGAGUCGUUCGUAAUCAAUAUGGAAUUCUUGAAACCAAAGAAAUUAUUUCUCACAAAUGGACAUUUCUAGCUCCACCAUCUUCAUCAGAAUCAUCUUUAUCCGAUUCACAAGAACAAACACCAAAACCAUCACGAUUCAAACUUCUAAAUAUAAAAAAAUCUUCAAAGAAAGCCAACAAUACUAAGAAAUCACAUCUUCUCUCAUCAGGUGUACACACUUUCCCAUUUGAACUUUUUCUGCCGGGUAGUACACCAGAAACGAUAUCCACUGAUUUCAGCUCUAUAGCAUACAAGUUAUCAGCAAAAGCAUUUCGCGCUGGCUUAUUUCCCAACAUACAAAUGUCCAGUAUCAUAGAACUGGUACGAACUCAAACCGACCACGUGAUAUCACAAGGGAUCAACAUCGCACGUGAUGUAGAAGGAAUCUUCAACUACGAGAUGACAAUCCCGAAAUCAGCAUACACCCUCGGCAGCCGAAUUCCUAUCGACCUCAAAGUAAUCCCACAAAUCAAAAAAUUUCGACUGCACAAUGUCACUGUAGAAAUUCUCGAAAAACAAGUAUACAAACUCGCUUCACGGCAAAAAUUCACGGGGACACGAGUGGCUGUCACUUUGAAAAGUGACAGUUUUGCAAGUAUGCGAUUGACUGAGAAUCAUCAGGAGAACGAAGCUGAUUUGGUGGGAAAUGUGUCGUACCAUAGGAUAUUGUCACUUCAUUUGCCAAAAUGUUCGGGAUCGGUCAGUUUUUCGGGAGAGACACCGUUUGUGUCAGUUAGUCAUCAAUUACGAUUGACUUUUAUGAUUUCUGCACCAACUCAUGUGAAUAAACGAAUAGCUGUACGAGUGACAUCGGCGAUUACUUUGCUUUCUUGUCGGUGUGUGGAUGAUCAUUUGGCAUUACCGAAGUAUGAGGAAGAGG